UCUGACUAGAGCUCUCAUGCCGCGAUGGACGUGAACCGUCACUGAAUUCCGAAGGGCCACGCAGUCGCGGCGACGCGCUAAAGGGUCGGCACGAUGUCCGCGUCGGGCGGUCCAAAACCAAAAGGCCCAGAGCGCCUGCAGCUGGCGUUCCAAGAAAUAUACGCAGCCGAUCUUGGACCCUGGCCAAGCUAUGACACCAAGUCGUCACCGCUCGGGGCUCGCGGCACCCAGCCUCCAGGCGCCGCUAGUAGGCCCUCGCCCUCCUACGCCAACACGCCUAGCGCGCUUGUGCGCAGGAGCCUGCAACAACAACAACAACAACAACAACAGCAGCAGCAACCACAGCAGUCGCAGCAGCAGCAGCAGCAGCAGCUUUGCUCCACAGUGGAGCAGGUAGAGGAGCUGCUCGCGGGCGGCAGCCGGGCGGCGGCAGCGGCGGCCACCACGCCGGGCCGCAAGGCGGCAGGAGCAGGCGGCUACGCCUCGCGCCACACGCAGCGAGCCGCGUACGCGGCGGCGGCGGGGUCCCCAGGGGCGGGCCCGGCGGGCGGCCUUCCACCCACAGCCUCGUCUCCGGCGGGCAGCAAGGCCGCUGCCUCGCCUGGGGGCCGGGCUGGCGCGGCUGCAGCGGCAGGAGCGGCCCGAGCUGCAGGCAAGGCCGCGGCGGGCACUGCCGCCGGUGGCGCCGACGCGAAGGCUGCUGGGGCGUCAACCGGCAAGGCUGCCGGCCAGUCCCGCGGCAAGGGCGCAGCCGCAGGCGGCCGCACCGCGGGCGCCGCCACGUCGGCCGUCAUCGCCGCCCUGGCGCUGGACGCGUCGCUGUCGGACCUGGACCCAUCUGCACUGGCGCUGCUGGAAGCCAUCAUGUCGCCAGCCGAUGCGGCGGCUGCGGCCGCCAACAGCAAGGGCGCCGCCGCCCCAGCGGCUGCCGCCGCCACCGGAGCAACAGCGGCGGUGCCGGUAGCAGCCGCAGCCGCAGGCAUCCUGACCUCGCCGGUCACGCCGGCGGGAACCGCGGCUCUGCCACCGCGGCCGCCACAGGUCCGCGCGUCGCUGGACGGCUCGUUCGCGGCCGCUGCCGACGCGCCUCGCUCAGGUUGCGCCGCCGACGCCCGCUCCCAGGCCGCCAGCGCAGCCGAGUCCCCGGCGGCGGGCUCACUGACCGCGGCCAUGGCCCAGAGGGCGGUGGCGGCAGCUGCCGCGGGCGACUCACGCCGCAACAGCCCGCGCGAGCUGGCCAGCGUCGGCGCCGCAGGUGGUGGCGGUGGCGGCGGCGGCAACGGUGGCGCAAGCACACUGCCUUCCGAUGUUUCCUUGCAUCUGCCGCACUCGAGCGCGCCGUCGGCGACCGGCAGCGCGACCUCGGCGGCCACCGCGCCGCCGCUGGCGCCGCCACCGCGCGCCGGCAGCGGCAAGCCUGGCAGCUGCUCCUACCCCUCGGGUUCCGCCCGCGCGCCCCUGCCGCAGAGCAGCAUGAGCGCGGGGGGCCUCGUCCCCACAGGCGCCGCCGGCGCCGGCGCCCUCCCUGCCGACGCCGACGAGGUGGCGGAGGAGGACUGCGGCGCGGCGGCGUCGGAUGUGGAGGACGGCGGCUGCGUCAGCGACGGCGAGGGCGCCUCCUCCCGCGGCGGCCGCAACACCGCAGGCCAGACACAGGCGCAGCGCGGCACCGGUGCUGGCGCGGGCCACAGCAGCGCAAACAACCUGAACGCGGCGGCCGUCGGUGCGCAGGGCGGCGGCGGCGGCGCCCGGGAGCUCAUCAAGCGGUUGUGCCGCUCACACGCCACACGCACGCUGUCCAACCGCUCACUGCGCGUCGCGGCGGGGCGGCCGCUGACGUACGCCGAGCUGCAAGGAUCGUCGCGCCUGCAGGGCUGCGCCUCAGCCGCCACGGACCCCGCCGCGCCCGCCAGCGGCGCCACAAGCCGCCGCACCACAGGCGAGCGGCCCUCCGCUGGCGACCGCCCCUCCACCGCCAGCGCCGGCGCCGGCCUGCUCCGAGGCAUGGCUGACAACAACCUGUCUGACAGGACCAUCCCUGAGGAGUCGGGCGGCCAGAGCGCGCCCAACUCCGUCAGCUCCGUGGCCGGAGCCGCCCGCGCAGCCGAGGCAACGGCCGCGCUUGCGGCGGCUGCGGCGGCGGGCGACGCAGCUCCCGCCGCCGCCGGCCAGUCUGGGCGGCUGAGCCAGCGGGUGUCGCAAGGCAGGCAGCAGACGCCGCCUGCCGCGCAGCCGCCCAAGCAAGCAGAGGUUAAGAAGCGGGGCUUCUUUGCGCGGCUGUUUUCCUGCUUUGGCGGCGGCGGAGGCGAAAAGGGCAGCCAGCUGUGCAACACGAGCAGCGGCAGCGCAAGCGCUGGCGCGGCGGUGGCGUCCGUGCCUGCCGCUAUGCCCACCGCUGCUGCUGUCGAGCAACCGGUGCUGUCGGAUGGCGGCGGUCUGCUGCUGAAGCGGUCGCUCAGCGUCGGCACCGGCGCACCGGCGUCCUUCCCCAUCAAUAUCGACGCGGCGGCAGCCGGCGGCGAGCCAGGCAAGACGCGCGGAGCAGCGCCGGGCAUUCCCAUGCCUGCGGAGUUUGACCCGGCCUUCGCCACCGCCACCGGUGGCCUGUCCGGCGCUGCGCCGCUCGGCUCCGAUGCGUCGGUCGCCUCCGUGCCCACGUCGCCGCGCUCGCCCCUUGGCACCACCGCCGCCGCCGCUGCUGCGCCCGCCCCAGUCGCGGCCGGCAGCAGCCGCCUUGCAGCCAUGGCCUCUGUGGGCUCCUCCUCCCUGCUGCCGCCAGCGCAGUCCAUGUCCCAGCCGCAGCAGCGCAGCCCGCUUCCCGGCGGCGCCGUCGCCUCACGCCGCGGCGGCUACGCGCUCGCCAGCCCCGCCGGCGGCGGCGCCUCUUACAGCGGCAAUGGCCCGCAGCCGCUGCGCGCGUCCACGGACACCGGCCCCUCCUCCCUCAUCAUGCGCAGCUUUGACGGCAACCCCGCCGCCGCCGCUAUGGGCCCCGCCACUGCCGGCGGCGCCGCGCCGGCGUCGGCGGCGGCGUCGCCGCUGGGCAGCAGCCGCGGCUCCCAUCGCCAGGUUGCCCGCAGCGCCUCCCGCCCGGGCAGCGCCUUGGCGGCAGCAGCCGCGGAGGCGGGAGCGGGCCGCGGCGGCCAGUUCCGCACCGGCACCAGCACCGGCACCGGCUCCGCCGCGCCAGUAAGCACUCACGGUCACAGCGCGGAGCGCCUGCAGCGCGCCAUCUCUGACGGCACCGCCAUCGGCGCGCACCCGCCGGCUGCACGCAGCCGCCUCAGCCCUGGCGGCGCGCGGGACCGCCGUGCCACGGUCGAGGCGGCGAUGGCCUACGAGGACGCCGCACCCGGCACUGGCGCGGGCGCGACCGCCGCCGCUGGGGGCGGAUCCCACAGCGCCUCGCCCAACCACGUGACCGCUGGUGACGCCACAGCCGCGCCCGUGCCCGGAGCGGGCUUGCCGCCGCUGCUCUUCUCUGACGCGCCAUCGCUGCGGCCCGCUGCCGCUGCCGCCGGUUCUGCACCCUCUGAGGCGCCGCUAGCCGGAACGGUGGCUACAGCCGUGGCGGCGCUGACCGGCGGCCGCUACAGCCGCAAGCGCACGCGCGCCACACACCCCACCGGCGGCAGCCUAGCGCACCUGGACGCCAAGAAGCUGGCGGCGCUGCCUCUGGAGGAGAUGCUGGAGACCAUACAGGCCGCCAUCGAGGCCGACGACGCCGCCCGCGGCCGCCAGAGCCAGCAGGCGCCGCAGCAGCACCUGUCCGCGGACGGGGCGGUGGCGGCGCGCGUCGCCUCCAUCCGCCGGCGCCGCAGCGCUGCUGGCGCCCGCGGCAACGGAGCCGCUGCAGCGGGCGCAGGCGCAGGCGGCGCGAGCACAGCGGCGGUGCAGAUGACGCCUGGUGGUAAAGGCGGCGCAGCGGACGGUGGCGGCCGCCGGCGCCGCCGCCGGCGCGUCAAGAACCCCAAGCGCGCCACCGGCGCUUCCAACGCGCCGCCGCUCGCGGCAGUGGCCAGUCAGCCGCAGGUGUCCCCAGGCGUGCCGGCGCUGCUGCUGCAGGCGCAGCGCUCCAGCCCGGCCUUUGGCGCCACCGCCGCCGCCGGCGCCGGCGCCACUGCUGCUGCCGCCGGCUCGGCUGCCAAGCCCGAGUGGCGUCACGGCGGCCGCGCCCUGGCAUUCAACGGCAUUGGCAUCGCCGGCGCGCCCGCCCUGCCGAGCUCCAUCGGCAUUGUGAUCUCGCCUCGCGAGCCCCACACUGCCGGCGCCGCCUCCGCCGCCGGCAGCGCCUCCGCCUCCGCCGCCGCACGUGCCUCCGUGGAUUCAUACUUCGGUCUGGUACGGCAGCCGCCGUACAAGAAGCCGCUGCUGUCCCGCAACAGCCCGUCGCCGCCGCGGCCCAGCGUGUCGCCGUCGUUGUCGUCGCCGCCACCGCUGGCGGCGAUGGCGGCGGCGUCGUCCAGCCCAGCAGCACCUAUGGCGGCGCCGGCGGCGGGGCCGCCGGCUGGCCACACAACGCUGGAGGUAGGUCCGGCCGUGGCGGCGGUGCUCCGCGCCUCGGCGCCCGUGCACCCCACGGCCUCGCUGGCGGCGGCGGCGGCGGCGGCGUCACCGCCCCUGGGCACCACGGGACGGGCGGUGAGCAGGCUGCUGCUUCAGAGCGACCCUGCCGCCGCCGCGCCGGUGACCUCGUCCCUGGACCUCACCUCCCUCAUCUCUAGCGCUGGCGCUGGCAUCGGCUACUCACGUGCCGGCACCCCGACCAGCAUGCCCCCGGGGGCGGCCUCGCCCGCGCCUGACGCCGCCAGCCCGUCGAGGAGGCCAGCGCUUGCUAGCAGCUGCAAGGAUGCAGGCGCCGUCGCGGCUGUGACGAUGGGCAAGGACAAGGCCGGCAAGGACGUUUCCAUUGCUGCCGCCUCUGGCCCUUCAGAGGCGCAGCUAUUUUCGCAGCUUAUGGAUCUGAUCAGUCGCGGCAUGGAGGUUGAGCAAAACGUGCUGGGCCGCGGCGGCGACAGCGGUGAUGCGGCCAAGGCGCUGGCACAGGCGCCGAAGCCGCAGGUGCUGGCGACACAGCGGCCGCUGCCGCCGCCGCCUGCUGUGGUGGUGCCGGUGAUGGAUGUGCACGUGUUCGAGGAGCAGCACCCGCACCACAGGCAGGCGCACCAGCAGCAGCAGGCGUCCAGGGGCUACCAGCUGCUGCUGAAGCGGCCGGCCACGCCGCCCGCGGCCACCGCCAUCAGCCUGGCGGAGCUGCUGUCCCGCGCGCCGCCGGCGGCAGCAGCGGCGGCGGCGGCGGGGGCGCAGGAGGUCAGCGCAGGUGCAGCAGAGGCGGGUGCGGCGGAGGCGGAGGCGGCGGCAGCAGGAGCCGUGGUGGCGGUGAAGCCACUGGAGGCGGAGGCUGUGCCUGAGGAUGAGAGCUUCCACUGCUCAGGAGAGGCUGACGAGGAGGUGGCAGAAGAGGAGGAGCAGCAUGAGGCGGACGGGGGUGAGGAGCAGCAGGAGGAGGCGGAGGCCGUGGACGACAGCUCGCUGCCGCAGCCCUACUGCGCCACAACCGCUAGCGCUACAGCCACCCCCACCGCCGCCGCGACCGAGGCGAUGGCCAGCCAGGCUGCUGCUCCAGGCCCAGCCGUGAAGGUGCAGGUGAAGAUGAGCACGCUGGAGUCGGCCAUCAGUGAGGCGCUCUCAGCCGACGUGCCGCAGCCUCCAGCCGCUGCCGCGGCCUCCGACGUUGUGCUGCACUGCUCCGGUUCCACAGCUGUGAGCGAGUUCGACCGCGAGCAGCAGGCAGCUUCUGGUCUGCUCUCCCGCACCUCCACCGCCGCCUCCGACGACAACAGGGCAGCCGGCGGCGACGGGGCCGGCAGCAUCAGCGGUGCCAGCGCAAGCGAGCCGCUCAAAGCCACGCUGAGCUCUGAGGCGCCGGCUAUGACCAAGCUCGACAGCCGCAGCGUCAGCUACGUCCGCCUGUCGCUGUCGCAGCAGGCGCACGCGCAGCAGGCCGCCGCCGCCCCGCCGCCGCCGCACUACGCGGCGCCCACGGUUGCCAGCGCCGCCGCCAGCGGCCAGCGCGCCAGCAGCAGCUCUGGCGGCGGUGGCGGCGCAGCAGCGCCCUCAGAAGGCGGCCGCCGGGUCAGCUUGAGCGGUGGCGGCGGCGGCGGCGCGCGCGAUGUGGGCCGCUCGCCGCUGCGGCAGCGUGCGCACUCGCCGCCUCCCGGCUCCUACUCGGCACUGGCGGCGGCACGGCUAUCCGGCGCCGGCAUCAACCCAUCCCCAUCAGCCACCACCACGCCCACCAAGGCGCCACCUCUGCCACCGCCGCUGCCGACUGCGGCUGCGCCGGCCGCCUCGCCUGCUCGCGCCGUGGCGCCGUUCACGCUGCCGCUGGUUGAGUCGGGUGCCGCGGUGGCCGCGGUGCUGCACUCCACACCGUCAGUGGGGGAGCUCUCGUCGGGCACCGUCGCUGGGCGGGUGUCCGGCGGCCUGGUCGAUGAGCAGUGCACGUCGGGGGCUACGCAGGAGGUGGUGGUGGCGCCGGGCUGCGGGAUACCGCCGGCGGAGGCAGUGGCAGAGGCGGAAGCGGUGGUGGAAGCGGUGACUGCGCGUGGUGAUGACGGGCGGGACCGGAUGUCCAGCUCCUUCAAGGCGCCCGCCUCACAGCGAGACCUCGGCGGCAGCGGCAUCUGCAGCGGUGCCUUCGAGUCCGUGCUGACGGCGGAAGAGGUGGAGGAGGUCGCCGCGGAGGCGGCCGCGGAGGAGCCGUCGGCCUUCCGGGAUGAGGAGGUGGUCAUGGCGGUGGCGGUGGCUGGGGUGGCGGCACCUGUGGUUGGAGCUGCUGCAGGCGCCGCACUGCUGGUGUAUGAGGCCGCGCUCAGCCCUCGGACCUCCGCGGGCGCCGGCUGGGACGCCACCGUUGCAUUUGAGGACAUACCCGCCUCCUCCCACGCCCCCACACCGGCAGCUGCUGCUGCCUCGGCGGCCGUCCAGCAGGCGGUGGCGGCACCCGCUGCGCCCGCUGCAGCCGAUCCCCCCGCAGCGGCAGUGGCGGCUGUGGCUGCGAUCAGCGUCGCCGGCGGCAGCGGCAGCGGUAUCGGUUGCGCCCGUGGCAGCCAUCAUGACAGCGGCUCGAUUGACCUGGAUGCGUAUGAGAAGUCGCUUGCGGAGUUUGAUCCCUACCUCAACAGCGGAGGGCCUGCCCCGGCUGUCGUGAAGCAGCCGGUCCCGUGAGGGCCGAAAGAGAAAUGCGGAAUUGAGGACAGCAUGACCACGUGGAUUCAUCAAGGACUCGAACAUGUAUGUGUAAGGGGCGGGCACAUGCCUGUUGUAGAGGGUUAUUGAGCUGUGUGUAGGGGUGGCCUUGAAAGGCAAUCCUUUGACGACAAUAAAAAGGGUGCCAAGAGGUGUUGCGGCGACUUGUAACUGUGGAUGGAGAACAUGGCGGACGUCAGAGCGCUAUGCCAGGACCGGCAGGCACAUAUGUGCUUUGGUUUGCUACCCUUGGCUACAGAACAACUGCGCAGCUCUAUUUGGUGCCGAUACACGAUCGACAGGACGUAUGCUUGUUGUUGCGUCCAUGCGUAAAGACGGACAAGGGGUAUUCAGCUUACCGUAUCAUGACGCUUCAGUGGACCCCAUACCCCGGUGUGGCCUCACCAUGCCUAUGAAGAUUUUGACCCUUGCAAGAAGGCAAGACAGCCACGACGAUCCUUGUAUGUAUGUAACCUCCACUGUAA
Molecule: messenger RNA, 7736 nt
Organism: Chlamydomonas reinhardtii
Lineage: Eukaryota; Viridiplantae; Chlorophyta; Chlorophyceae; Chlamydomonadales; Chlamydomonadaceae
Exons: 5
Coding region: 94-7230 (2378 amino acids)
Source: RefSeq, a predicted model, not a curated record